UUUAAAAGUGCCCCUUCUUUUCAGACGUUCAGUUGUUUAGCCUGCCUCCGUUCUUUAUUGGCGACUUUAUUGAUUCAACAAAAGGAAAUGACGGGCUUUCUGCCUCCCCUCACUACCAAAUCUAGGAGCAAACAAGCUCUAUUCAGGAUGUCAGAAACAACGGGAAUUAGCCGAGAAACUCAAAAGCGAAAUCAUGAAAAAUUGAGGCGAGAGAUCCUUGUCCUGGUCUAUCAUCACUUAAUGGAAGAAGGUUUAUGUGAAAGCGCCCAGAUGAUGAAUGAGGAGCUCCAAUGGAACUUGAGCGAGUUCCACCCAUGUGAUAACGUCGAUCUACCUUUAAUAUUCAUGGAAUAUCUGGGAUACUACCACAUGAGGUUCCAUCGAAGGCCAAAGUUUUGCAAGAAGCAGGUCAACGAGGCCGUUUUGACAAAAACCAAUCCCAGGAAUCGAGAUAUGAAUGAAAACCACUUGAAUGAACAUGAUGAGUGGUUGAUGACCAACAACUUGAAUGUUCCAAAAUAUCUGUUAUCUAACUCGGAGACCAAAGAAUUGGUUGGACAAAUUCUAAAACAGACGGUUCCACACUCUCAACUCCAGCAGACGGAUUGGGACCACAUUAUAGGCCACGAAGAGGCUAAAUUGGCCAUAGAGGAACUAGCCAUUUUGCCCAUGGAACAUCCUCAACUGUUCUCCAAAUGUGGAUUACAAUACGGAACCAAGUCCAUUCUCCUGGCUGGACCACCAGGAACUGGUAAGACGUCUCUGGUCAAAUGUCUGGCUUCGAAGGCCAAGUUCCACUUUAUGAGCUUGAGUUCUAGUUCCUUGGUGAGUAAGUGGAGAGGAGACUCCGAGAAACUGAUCUCCAUUGUGUUCGAAGUGGCCAGACACAAUGCUCCCACUAUUGUCUUUCUCGACGAGGCCGAGAGCAUUUUGGGGAACAGAUUGGUCAACGGAGAACAUGAGGCUUCAAAAAGGUCCAAAUCUGAAUUAUUGGUCCAAUUAGAUGGCAUGAAUUUGGAUCCAAGGCAGGUGAUCUUCAUUGCUGCCACCAAUAUGCCAUGGAGUUUGGACCCGGGAUUUCUGCGUCGAUUCAUACGCAUCCUCGAGGUUCCACUGCCAAACCAAUCGGAGCGAGAACAAAUCAUCUCAAGACAGUUUCAUAAUGUCACCUUCAAGGUGGAUGUGAGCACUCUUUUGAAUAAGACUGAUGGCUUCUCGGGGGCGGACCUAGUUCACGUUUGCGAUCAGAUCAAGCUCAAGCUCUUCAGACAAACCGUGGAACGGAAUCGUGGAUUAUCGGGACUGAAGGGAAAACAACCCCUGAACUUGGAACCGAUUCUCAGGAACGUGAAACGCUCGACGAAUUCGGAGUGGAACAAAAAGUUUCAUGAUUGGUCGGAAGGACCUACCUGA
This is a messenger RNA of Tigriopus californicus, 1413 nucleotides long. Its product is annotated as katanin p60 ATPase-containing subunit A-like 2. The coding region runs from base 88 to 1413 and encodes 441 amino acids. Gene Ontology annotation, molecular function: ATP binding; protein binding; ATP hydrolysis activity. NCBI's taxonomy places the organism in Eukaryota, Metazoa, Arthropoda, Copepoda, Harpacticoida, Harpacticidae. The transcript is spliced from 4 exons. The record is from RefSeq and is a predicted model, not a curated record.